Leptosia nina is the source of this 495-nucleotide messenger RNA. The record is from the annotation of a GenBank genome assembly. Lineage: Eukaryota; Metazoa; Arthropoda; Insecta; Lepidoptera; Pieridae.
AUGAAGAAGCAUAAAUUCAACGGGCAUAUUAUUAACAUAAACAGCUUAGCCGGUCACUACGUACCAUCGUCUCCCAAAUUUAACGUGUAUUCGGCGAGCAAAAAUGCAGUAACUAUCUUCACGAGGGCUCUACUCAAUGAACUAGCUCAUUCCAACAGCUACAUCAAAGUGACUAGUCUAUCUCCAGGCUUAGUCAGAACGAACAUGGUAGACGCCCAAGACAAAGAUAUACAAAUGUUGGAGCCGAAAGAUAUCGCUGACGCUGUUUGUUAUGUUCUCGCCACUCCUCCAAACGUUAACAGAAAUGGUUAUAAAAUAAAAACGGUAAUUAAAACAGUUUUUUAUUACGAAGCACAUUAUCCACUGAACUGGAAGACGCUAGACGAAGCCAAGCCCAACAUGCUUGUCGUAAACUGUACCAGCGCACGUAGAAUAUCCAAUUUCAGCGUCCAGAAAGGAGACGGCGCAUUUGCGUCUGAUGAAAGCUCACUCUGA